CAAGUUAUCUUUUCAGUUCCACCGUUUUGAGCACUGUGAAAUUCCCAGAAAGAUUAUAGGACUGUUUGAUGAAGGAAAGUCAAGAAUGGGGUGCUCUGAAGUUAGAUUCUAGCUUCUAGAUUGUUGAUUUCUUAGUACAAAAUUGGCGACUUUAGUUGAACUAACCUCAACCUGUAAUCAUCCUGCUUCAGGAACAAAAGUCCAUCAUGCCUAACCUGCUUAGCUUGACCAGGCAGGAAAAAUGAAGGUCUAAGGUCAAGGAUUGCAGCAUAACUCCACAAUCAAGACAAAAAAACGUAUUCAAUUCUAGCAGAUGAUUAAAAAAAAAAAAUGGGAUUCGUUCGGCUUCGCGUGACAAAUCAGAACGACUCAGAUCUUGAAAGUAUGAUGGCUUUUUGAACUGGGGGAGUACAUGGAAGUAGCGUGUAGUUGGAGACAAAGUCAGACUUUUCACAUCAAUGAGAUGAAAGGAGCCGCUCCUUCUUCGAGUCUUAACUGUUCUCCAAGUACUGCUGCGAACUGACUGUUGAAAAUGGAAGGGAAGUUCGUCGUUUUUCUGACAAUUCUCUUGUUGGGAUCGAUUUGCUCGAAUGUCUUGGCGAAACCCGAAGAGGACGAGCGUGCAUUACUGGAUUUCCUUGGCAAUGUUUCCCUCUCGCGCCCUCUCAACUGGAACAAGGAUUCUUCUGUUUGCCAGUCCUGGACUGGGGUCCUGUGUAAUAAGGACCAAUCGAGGGUCAUCGCCCUCCGGCUGCCUCGAGCGGGGAUCAGCGGUCCGAUCCCGCCGAGCACGCUGAGUCGCUUAUCGGCACUUCAAAUUCUGGGCCUCAGAUGGAAUAGUAUGUCGGGUUCAUUGCCGUCUGAUUUUUCCAAGCUCAAGAAUUUGACUGGCCUUCAUCUCCAGAGCAACAGCUUCUCAGGUCCAUUGCCUUCGGAUUGGUCCGUUUGGCCGAACCUCACCGUUGUUAAUUUGUCUAACAACGAAUUCAAUGGGAGCAUACCCUCUUCAAUUUCCAAUUCGACCUACCUCACUACUUUGGAUCUGGCGAAUAACUCGCUUUCUGGAGAAAUUCCCGAUUUAUAUCUCCCCAAUCUGCAGAUGCUGGAUUUGUCCAACAAUGACCUUGCAGGACGUGUGCCUCGGUCGCUUCAAAGGUUCCCUAGUCAGGCAUUUGUAGGAAACAAUGUUUCCUUCGAGGAUGAUGCAUCACCUCCGGCUCUUCGAACUAAACAUCCUGGCGUCGGCCCACCCAAAAACGCCAGCAAACUCAGCGAACCGGCACUUAUAGGAAUUGUCAUCGGUGGUUGCCUACUCGGAGUCGUGGCAAUCGCUCUUUUCACGAUCAUGUUCUGCUCGAGGGGAGGAAUCAAAAGGAGAGGAUUGCUGAAGUCGCAGAAGCGGCAAGAAGUGUCUCAAAAGAAGAGAGGGGUCGCUGAGAGCGAAGAAAAGGACAACAAGAUUGUGUUCUUCGAGGGCUGUAACUACACAUUCGAUCUCGAGGACUUGUUGAGAGCUUCUGCCGAGGUGCUUGGGAAGGGGACGUUCGGGGCGAGCUAUAAGGCGGCCCUGGAGGAUGCGACCACGAUGGUGGUUAAGAGGCUGAAGGAGGUGAGUGCGGGCAGGAAAGAGUUCGAGCAGCAGAUGGAAAUGGUCGGGCGAAUCAGACAUGAGAACGUCGCUCAACUCAGGGCAUACUACUGCUCGAAGGACGAGAAGCUGCUCGUGUACGAUUUCUACGGCGAAGGGAGCGUGUCGUCUCUGUUACAUGGCGACCGAUGCGAACGUCGGGGUGCUCUGGACUGGGAAACUCGCCUAAAGAUCGCGAUCGGAACUGCGAGAGGCAUCGCUCACAUCCACACGCAAAACGGUGGCAAACUUGCCCACGGAAACAUGAAGUCCUCGAACAUAUUCCUGAAUCCUGAGGGAUUCGGUUGCGUGUCGGAUGUUGCGUUGGCUCCGGUGAUGGACCAAAUCCCCCUGCCCCUGCUGCGCAUCUCCGGCUACCGGGCCCCGGAGAUGACGGACAGCAGGAAGCCGUCGCAAGCGUCGGACGUCUACGGCUUCGGGGUCCUGCUGCUGGAGCUCCUCACGGGGAAGUCCCCGAUGCACGCCACGAGCAGCGGCGACGAGGUGAUUCACUUGGUCAGGUGGGUGAACUCCGUGGUCAGGGAGGAGUGGACGGCGGAGGUGUUCGACAUGGAGCUCCUGCGGUACCCCAGCAUCGAGGAAGAGAUGGUGGAGAUGCUGCAAAUAGGGAUGGCUUGCGUGGCGAGGAUGCCCGAGCAGAGGCCGAAGAUGCCCGACGUGCUGAGGAAGGUGGAGGAGAUCCGCCGGGAGCACACCGCGACUGAGCCGUCCCCGGAAAUCAAGUCCCCCGGUUCGACUUCCGCCCCGUCCCCCACCCGUGAGGGUGCCGAAACGGCGUCGCCCUCCGCACGACAGUCUUAGAACGUGUCCCGCGAAGUUUACCGUUCUCGUGUCGUCCAGUCCAGGAUAGUGGUUUGUUUUUUGGUCAAUUCAUCUCGAAUGGAAGGCUUUUCAUCGAUUAAUUUCCAGCAAGGGGAAAAUCGAAAAAUUGGAAAAUCGGGUUGACAUGGUGGAUCCCCAUUCGGACCCGUCAACGCCAAUUUCGAGAAUCGGAAAUCAUGUUGACGCGGUGUCGCCACAUUUGAAGCAUUCAACGCCAAUUCGAGAACCGUUUCGAGCUUUGUUGA
Molecule: messenger RNA, 2715 nt
Organism: Rhodamnia argentea
Lineage: Eukaryota; Viridiplantae; Streptophyta; Magnoliopsida; Myrtales; Myrtaceae
Product: probable inactive receptor kinase At4g23740
Exons: 3
Coding region: 533-2449 (638 amino acids)
Biological process (GO): protein phosphorylation
Molecular function (GO): protein kinase activity; protein binding; ATP binding
Source: RefSeq, a predicted model, not a curated record